AUGAACAGAUCAGUAAUCAUGUCGCCGGAAUCUCCUGUUUUCUUCCAGUCUCCGUUGGUUUUCUCUCCGACGUCGGUCAAAACGCCGUCGUCUUCACCGCGUUCGACACCUCCGAAGCUAUCUAUGGUAGCUUGUCCUCCAAGGAAGCUAAUAGAGACGACUCCGAGUCCGGAUUUUGAUUCGGUGUUGAAAAGAAAAAGACCGCCGAUGCUUGACCUAAUAACGGUGGCUCCGCCGGUACCAUCUUGGUGUAAUACGACGGUGAAGACGCCGGAAAAAGCGGCGGAGGUUGUUGAAGCAGAGAAAGAUGGAUAUUACUUUGUUUAUUGCAAGAGAGGAAGACGUGGACCAAUGGAAGAUCGGUAUUUCGCGGAGGUUGAAUCCGACGACGAGGGACCUCGGAAAAAGGCUUUCUUCGGUGUUUUCGACGGUCACGGUGGAUCCAACGCCGCGGAGUUCGCGGCGAUGAAUCUCCGGAACAAUAUUGAGGCGGCGAUGGCGGGGGAGAGAUCAAGAGAAGAUGGUUACUCGAUUGAGAGAGCGAUAAGAGAUGGUUACAAUAAAACGGACGAGGAUUUCUUGAAAGAAGGUUCGAAAGGUGGCGCGUGUUGUGUAACCGCUCUAAUAUCGAAUGGCGAGCUUGCGGUUUCGAAUGCAGGUGAUUGCCGGGCUGUUAUAAGCCGCGGUGGAGUUGCGGAAGCUCUUACGACUGAUCACAAUCCUUCUCAAGCAAAUGAGCUCAAACGGAUUGAAGCAUUGGGUGGUUAUGUUGACUGCUGCAACGGCGUUUGGAGAAUUCAAGGAACAUUAGCCGUCUCACGAGGAAUUGGAGACCGGUAUCUCAAGAAGUGGGUAAUAGCUGAACCGGAAACCAGAACAUUACGGAUUAAACCGGAAUUGGAGUUCUUGAUCUUAGCAUCUGACGGUCUUUGGGAUAAGGUAACGAACCAAGAGGCGGUCGAUGUGGUUCGACCGUACUGCGUAGGAGUAGAGAAUCCAAAGACACUUUCUGCUUGCAAGAAACUAGCCGAGCUAUCGUUUGAUGUCUCGUAUGUAACCGAAGCUAGCUUAGAUAUUCGCAUUCAAUCAUUUGAAGAAAUGGAGGUUGAGCUUCUUCUAGUCAAGGCCCUAGAGAUGCUAGAAAAACUGCGUAAUGUUGAGAAGCUUACUUUGGGAUCAAAUUUUCUUAAGAUUAUAUCUCUUGCCGAGCUCCAACGUGUUCCUUUUCCGAUGUUCAAUGUCAAAGAUUUGACGUUCAAGGCAAUGUUAUCUCAAUAUGUAAUUCCUGGUAUAGUAAGAAUGCUACAAAACUCACCUCAAGUGAAGAAUCUAACACUACACACAAAGGAUAUUCACGGCACCAUACCGCUUAAAGAUUGA
Arabis nemorensis is the source of this 1380-nucleotide messenger RNA. The record is from the annotation of a GenBank genome assembly. NCBI's taxonomy places the organism in Eukaryota, Viridiplantae, Streptophyta, Magnoliopsida, Brassicales, Brassicaceae.